Messenger RNA from Wallemia mellicola CBS 633.66, 462 nucleotides. Its product is annotated as mitochondrial import inner membrane translocase subunit TIM17. Gene Ontology annotation, molecular function: transmembrane protein transporter activity. Lineage: Eukaryota; Fungi; Basidiomycota; Wallemiomycetes; Wallemiales; Wallemiaceae. Gene Ontology annotation, biological process: protein import into mitochondrial matrix. Gene Ontology annotation, cellular component: TIM23 mitochondrial import inner membrane translocase complex; mitochondrial inner membrane. The record is from RefSeq and is a predicted model, not a curated record. Bases 1 to 462 code for a protein of 153 amino acids. The transcript is spliced from 2 exons.
AUGUCGUCAGAUCACUCAAGAGAUCCAUGUCCAUAUGUUAUUUUAAAUGAUUUCGGUGGUGCAUUCGCUAUGGGUGCACUCGGUGGUACAGUCUGGCACGGUAUCAAGGGAGCAAGGAAUAGUCCACGUGGUGAACGUCUUCCAGGUAGUUUAGCAGCUAUAAAAGCAAGAGCACCUGUUUUGGGUGGUAACUUUGGUGUAUGGGGUGGUAUGUUUUCCUCAUUUGACUGUGCAGUCAAGGGAAUUAGACAGAAGGAGGACAGUUGGAAUGCUAUAAUCUCCGGUUUCUUCACAGGUGGUUGUUUGGCUAUAAGAGGUGGUCCAAAGGCUGCUUUCGGUGGUGCUGUCGGAUGUGGUAUUUUGCUUGGUGUAUUCGAAGGUGUUGGUGUACUCCUUAACAAGGCAAUGAGCGAUAUGGGUAAACCUCAGAUGCCAGCUCGUAUGUCUUCUCUUCUCGUUUAA